This is a messenger RNA of Letharia lupina, 810 nucleotides long. RefSeq lists its product as uncharacterized. The record is from RefSeq and is a predicted model, not a curated record. Lineage: Eukaryota; Fungi; Ascomycota; Lecanoromycetes; Lecanorales; Parmeliaceae. Gene Ontology annotation, molecular function: heme binding; monooxygenase activity; iron ion binding. The coding region runs from base 1 to 810 and encodes 269 amino acids. The transcript has 6 exons.
AUGACGCCUAGGUUUCUUGCCCCGUUAGUCACCUCUAUUGUGACAAGAAGACAACGAGCACUAAAGAUAAUACUCAAAUAUCUGUUCCCCCUUGUGGAAGAACGCCUAAGAAUGGAUUGCAUCCAGUGGAUCAUUGAUUCCGCGCCGAAGAAAGAACAGUGGGAUGCUAAACGAAUCAUCCAAGAAGCUUUGGCACUGUGGUUUGGCUCUGUUCACCAAUUAGCAAUGAGCUUCGUGUUCGCGCUCUACGACCUCUGCGAGCACCCUGAAUACAUCGAGAAACUGCGCGAAGAACUCGCACAAACUGGGGAGAAGCGGCAGUGGUCCCCGAACAGCCUGCCACUACUCGAUAGCUUCCUGAAAGAGUCGGCACGGAUGAACCCUUCUGACAGCAUAUCAAUCCGCCGUAAAGCUCUCAGUCCUUACACAUUGUCUGAUGGAACGUUGGUACCUACGGGCAGUUGGGCCUGCGUCCCGCAGCGCGCCAUCUUGCGAGCUCCGACGUACUAUAGUGAUCCAAAUGUCUUCAAUGGAUUUCGUUUCGCCACAGAAGGGGCUGUUGGGAAGCACUGUCCGAAACCUGGACCUCUCACGGACAUUGACGGAACAUUUCCCUUAUGGGGCCUGGGCAAGCGAGCUUGUCCUGGUCGUUUCUAUGCCGUCGAGGCUCUCAAGAUGAUGGUCGGGCACGUGUUGGAGAGAUAUGAUUUUGAGCUCGAAAAUCAUACAGCCCGACGUACAUUCUCAUGGCGCUCAGCGACCAUUCCCCGCUCUGACGUUAAGAUAUCAUUGCGCAGAAAGGAGGCAUAA